AUGCAGAAAUUAACCAAGAACUAUCAAAACUAUGUUGAGUUAUUGACAGAAAAUGAUUACAUCCUGGCUUUACCUACUAAUACUAUCCUUUAAAAUUGCACAAUUGAUGAAAUAUUCAUUCUUGAGCACAUUAUGAUAAAUUCUUUCGACGGUAAAGAGCUGUAGUCUCUAAAUGGGAAGUCUUAUGAGGUUAAAGAUAAGAAACUUGUCUAAUCACAAAAUAAGCAAAUAGAAGUGCAGAUCAUAUCAAGAGAUGUUUAUUAUGCAAACAAUGGGGCGUCAAAGCACUUUGGCCGUAUAAUUAUUAGUAAUAGUUUGGAUUAAAGGUUUUUUGAUAAAAAUUAUCAUCAGUAGUCUUUAAUUGAAGACAAUCAAGAUUUGGGACAAAUGUCUGCUAAGAAAGUCAUGCGUGAUCCAUUUGAACUAGUCUAAUUCUUUAAACAAAGAGUGUUCUUUGAAAUGGAAGAAAAUUAUGAAGACUUUUUGGAGGAAAUAAGGAUACUGAAGGAAAAUCAUAUUUUAAUGAAGGGUCAUGAACACAAUUAAAGCAAAUACUUCAAAAGGAUAGCUGAAAACUUAAAGAAAAAUCUCUUAAAGACUGAUUCAGUAUAGGAGGAGUUUGGAAGAGCUAAUGAUAAAGACAAAGAUAUGGCUAUAGACAACUUUGUCGAAACGUAAUAUUUCAUGGAUUAAUUAAUGAUUGAUAGUUUGAUAUAUGAGAGGAUAGGGUCAUACCUAAGAAGAAAUUUGAUUAAUAUGUAUCAAGAUGAAGAAAGAAAAUUUAAUGAAAAAGUAAAAAAUAUUCAUAGAAUUUACAAGGGAAAUCUCAAGAGAUUCAAUGAAAUAUUUGAGUCAAACUUCAAAACAGAUAUUACUCCUAAGAAAUCUUUACAAAUCUUCAAGGUCUUCUUUAGAUGCCAAAUUCCUUAUGAAAUGUUCUUCACCCUAAAUGAAACAUUGAUGAUGGCUACUGAGGAAUAUGCACAUUUAAUAGGUAAAUCAAAGAGUACAAUUGAUGCUUUUGCACUUAAAAAUUAUUUGGUUCUAAUUAUUAUUCAUGCAAGAGAUUAACUUGAGAAAGAAGAAAAAUAAUUUAACUUUUUAUCCAGAAUGCUUUUGAUGGAGCAUUUUGCUGUAAACGUUUUUGGUUUCGGUGAGGAGUAUUAUUCAUUUGUGUCUUUCAGAGAUGCUGAAAGCAUGAUAUUGUAGCAUGGAUCAUCAUAAUGA
Stylonychia lemnae is the source of this 1227-nucleotide messenger RNA. Lineage: Eukaryota; Ciliophora; Spirotrichea; Sporadotrichida; Oxytrichidae. The record is from the annotation of a GenBank genome assembly.